Messenger RNA from Numida meleagris (helmeted guineafowl), 10019 nucleotides. RefSeq names its product rotatin (gene RTTN). Gene Ontology annotation, biological process: centriole replication; ciliary basal body organization; centriole-centriole cohesion. Gene Ontology annotation, cellular component: centriole; ciliary basal body; centrosome. The transcript has 49 exons. The coding region runs from base 675 to 7364 and encodes 2229 amino acids. The record is from RefSeq and is a predicted model, not a curated record. Lineage: Eukaryota; Metazoa; Chordata; Aves; Galliformes; Numididae.
GGAUGGCACAAUUUAGGAUAUGAAGAGCUAUCAUCCCAGAUUUGGGCAAGGCCCACAUUCAGGGUAGAAGCGGAACUAACACCGAUGCAGCAGCCCCCUUCCGAGCAGAGAACGGCAACUGCUGUGAAACUGUUCCAAUGCUGCAGGGUGGGGAGGAAGUCGGUUGGGCUACACAACCUCAGGAGCACCACUCCAUAAUCAGGCACUGCGUUCUGAGCCGUAAGGAUGAAAACAUAGAGACUAUUACAUUGUGCGGCUGGGCUCCCGCACGAAUACAUUUAUUUUUCAUUGCAGAAUACGAAGGAACGCCGCGCUGAGGAAACAGCCCGCGGCUUCCCCCCACAAGGCCCGGGGUCGGCCCCAAGGUACUCCGUCAGCCGGGGGAACUGGAAGCUCCGCGCCUCCGCCCGGAGCGGCCCCGCAGGGCGACACCCGCUCUCCCCCGCCCUUUGCCGUAGCGGAGCUCCACGGGAUAUGUAGUUGCUUUCCCUCCCGCCCGCACGUUCUGGGGGAGUUCCCUGCACCCAGGGUGCUCCGCGCGCAGCAAAGGGCGAAUGGGGAAGCGGUGGGGAGCAGGGAAGGAGGUGCGGACUACGUCUCCCAUGGUGCCCCGCUAGGCGCGGCGGUUGGAGGAACCGGCGCGGCGGUUGAAUUCCGGCGGGUAGAGAGGCGCGAUGGAGUUGUCCUCGCUCGUCAGGAAGCUGGGUCAUGAACUGGCAGAGAUAAGAGAACGGUCGCUGAAGAGCAUUCUGUUUAAAUUGGAUCAUAACUUGCUUUCCUAUGCUGAUCUUGUCCAUGAGAAAGUGCUUUUCCCCAGUCUCUUGGAGUGGUUCAACUUUCCCAUAGUGCCAAUGAAGGAGGAAGUGCUGAAUUUUGUGAGCAGUUUGAUCAAGCAUCCACCUGCUGCCCAGAAAAUGAUUGAAAUUGGUGCAGUGGAGUUCUUCUCUCAGCUCCGCUCUGACGUGGAUCCGAACUUGCAAGCUAUAAUAGAUGGGAUAGUGGAUGGACUGUUCUUACUUCCUUCUGAAAUUCCUUCUAGUUAUUUAUCAGGGUGUUACCAAACUCAGUCUCAGCCUUCAGUAGAUCAACCAGUUCUGCCUCAAGGGGAAUUAUUUACUGGAUAUUUUGGUCAAGAUAGAAGUCAUAUGCGACAGUUAGAAGUACCUCUGAAAAGAACACUGGCGAAAUGCUUGAAAUUUUCCACAUUUCCUUGGCUUACUCUUACUUCAACAGAUAGACACAUUCUUUCAUCAAAUGAAAGCUCUUUAAGAAGUAGCAACCAGAGUUUAAUUUGGAGUACAUGUGAACUUCUUCAGGAUGUGAUUAUGCAAGAUUUUCCUGCUGAGAUCUUCCUUCAGAGACCAAAGAUUGUACAGAGCCUUUUAUCUCUACUAAACCUAGCUUUUGGAGGAGAUGGAAGACAUCGAUUAGCUUUACAGGCUGUAUCAUGUCUGCAACAGCUGUGCAUCUUCUUAAGAAGCAGACUUAACUUUCACAGAGAUCCAAGUUUUUUUUCCACUGAGCAGGGCACAACUUCCCAGAAUUCUUCUAUAUCUUACUGUGAAGAAGCAAGAGGUGCUCCUCGUUCUCAGAAUCCGUCACCUGGAAGUAGUAGUCCUCGGCCAUCCGUGAUUGGACGGACAGUUCAGCGUCCUAGAGGAGACGGUCAAGAUUGGGAUGCAGCGUCUUCUAGUGGAAACAGUACUCAAGCAAAUGCAGACUCGAGAAUCUCUCUGCAUUCUCCACUUGAUGCAGGACAUACUGAUCUACCAGAUGUUGGAAAUGAGGACACUUUGGAAUUACAGAUGAAGCAGUUUAGCCUUCCUCAGUUCUGUGUUUCCAUCUUGGAAAAUGCUAUACCUCUUCUAAGAACAGGCAGCAGAAAGAUGACGAUGGAAGUUCUUGAGUUGCUUGUUGAAGACAUGUACCUUAUUGGUGAUGCUAUUUCUGAGAACGUUUGGGAAGAUGAGAGCCUUUUUGGACUGGAAUUAAAAGACAAAUUGCUUCUGGUCUUGGGUUUGCUUGGAGAAACUAUACUAUAUCACAAAACCAAUAUAAGUGCAGAGCAGCCUGAGGUGAUGAUGGUGCAUCACAGAAUGGCAUUUGUUAGCAUUUCACUUUUCACAGUUAGAUUGCUGCAAACACUUCUUCCUGUAGAAAAGGCGAGCAAAGUUUUGCAAAAGAGCUUGCUGAGUGCUUUAUUCCUUCUGUCUCUGGACGUGCCCUUUUCCUUGGAAUAUCCAAGCAUUCACGAAGCCAUUGCAGCCUAUUUGGAGCAGAUGAGUUCUGAGAACUACAGUAUUUAUAAACGAGCUUCAGAAGCUGCUUAUUCGAUUGAAUGUACUUGUAGCUUUAUGAUUGAAGUUCAUAAGAAGGGGGAGAAGAAUCUUACUGAAUUGGUAGAAUUGGCAGAUCAGGCCUUACAUAGCCUACCCUACCAUCAACACAUGGCCUUGCUUCAGGAGAGCAUUCACGUAUGUUCUAAUAUUUCUAAGUCUGGCCAGGCUGACCCAUUGCUCCACGCUGAGAGUCAGAACGUGCUUCUCCGUCUACUGGCUCAUCCUUUGCUGAACAUAAAAGCUGAAGCCUAUCGCUGCUGUCUGGAAGUGGUUAAGGACUGUUUAGAUAUUCAUAACAUUGCUGAAUCUGUGUCUUCAAUCUGCCAUGGAGUACAUUUUCUUCUUCAUCCAAAAGUUUUGUAUGAAAUUGCUACUUUUGGACUUCAGGAAGAAAAAAAUGAGGUAAACUCCAUUGCCAAGGCCAUUCUGAUGCAUCUAUUGCAGGGCCAAUUAGUAAUGACGAUACUGACAUGGAACAAGUUUCUUGAGGCUCUCUAUCCCAUCAUUCCUAUUUUACAGGGUUAUGCUGACACAAAGGAUAAGCUAGGUAACUGCAUCCUCACUUUGAGUGAAACAUCGUCUGACAAAGGAGAUGGUAUUCUCCCUAGAACUACUAGACUACGAGCUGCUCUGCGUCUUCUCUUCUCAAAAAAGCACUUGGUUCGUUCUGUAGCACUUAAACAUUUAUUAUUCCAUCUGUUGAAUGAAGAAGAAGCGAGCUUGAAACGUCCAUGUCUGCAUGGCAGUGUGUUUUCUAGUAUAUCUAACUUAUUUAUUAUUGAAAGAGCUAUUGAGCUGAAGUUGGAUGAUAAAACGGAGUCUAUAUUUAAGGUAGAAACAAUUGAAAAGCUUUAUGACAUCUUGACUUCUGAUGCUGUUGACAUAGUUUUACGAAAGUCUGCAGCUGAGCAGCUGGCCAUCAUUUUACAAGAUACCAACAUGCAUAGUAUUGUGAAAAAGCUGGGUGUGGUAGAAAAGGUUUUGGCUUACCUUAGUGAAUGUGUACAUGUGAAUGGCAAGGUUAUGGAAUCCAUAGUAUUACCAUGUCUGACUCUCUUACGGAAACUCAUAUAUGCUGAUCCAGAUGUUCGUUUGUCCCUAGCACAGCAGUCAUCUUUGUUGCUUUUACUAUUCAGAGUUUCCCUGAUAUUCCAAAAUGAUCAAGCUGUUUUAACGGAAGCUACGGUAUUGCUUUGUCUUCUGUUGUUUGAUGAAGUAUCAAGAGCAGACACGUGGACUGAUAGCAUAAGCAAUAAUGGUACUGUCCUACCUUCCUUCAGUUUACCUGUUGCUGUUGUUAGACGAUAUCAUCUCCCAGUCAAGAUCACUGCUCAUCAUAUAGUUAGCCCUAAUUCUGUUGUAGUGCCAUUGUCUUCUGAAUGCUUGACUAUGAAACCUGUGUCAGAUAUGCUAAGGAUGUCUUGGAAUAUGUCAUGGUACCAUGGGACUGAAAACCUGUUGCAGCUGAAAAAUUAUGAGAAGCAAGCAGAAACAUUUUUAGACACACUAAAACUCUCCUCAGAAGACAUUCUUAUACUGAAAAUAACUCGCACAACCUAUGGACUGCAGGACUGUCUUAAUUCAAUCAUUCAGGCAGUAUCCCACAGGGAUGUUAAAGCUUCUCUCACUAGGCUGAGCUUUUAUGCUCUGAAUGACAGACUUGCUUUAAAAUGCAUCUCUGGGUCUUGUCGAACCAUUUUGAAGAGCAUUGUUUGGCAGAAAGCAAUAAACAGAUUUUUGCAAGUGCUUCCAGCUUCUGCUGAGGAUGAGAAGCUUUUGGUAGAUGUCCUAAGAUUUUUAAACAAAUUGUGUAGAGAGCAGAGAGCAAGCUUGGAGGCAGAUCAUCUAAAGUGGAUCCUGAAAUCACUGCUUAAAAAUAAAUCAAAUUCCCUUUUGGGCCUCUUGGCACGACCAGAAUCGCAAAUGCGGGAUGAAAUAGAUGAAAUACAGACUGCUGUCAGACAACAACUGGAUAAAGAACUCAUUCAUCUUUUUAACACACUGUUAUUUUGUUCAAUGUCAGUGACUGACAGAGAGGGCUUGGAACUUGCUGGCUGUUUCAGAACUGAGCUGGCUCUCAAGCUGCUACAGUGCUUAAGGCUAACAGAUGCACCACAUUUUUAUGGACUUCCGUCACUGGAGAGAACAUUGAGAGGAAUGGUUCAUGUUACUGCACUUCCAAACUGGAGUACAUAUUCUGCUACCACUGAACCUGUUACAAUUUGUAAGAAAUAUUUAACAGGUCUCCUUGAGGUCAUCUCAUCGUUUUAUGUUGAAUGGGGAGGAAAUGCUAUGUCCUUCAUGGGAAAGGGUGUUACAAAAAGCACUGUUCUUUGUUUGCUUCAUUUAUCUCAUGAAAUGAUGGCUCAAGCUAAGGAUACUGACUGGGUAUCUCUUUGGUCUUUGCCUUACAAUAACAGUGAAGAUCAAGUUCCUUCUCACCUAGGUCUGACAUGGCUGGUUCCUUUAUGGGUAGAUAGAGAUCCUGAGGUCAGAUUUACUGCGCUUGGAAUAGGAUCAGCUCUUACAUCUCUUGAAAUAGGUUGUAUUGCUUUAGCACAGAGUUGCCAGAACAUUUCAGGAGGACUGUGGGGAACAGCAUUAAACAUCUUCCUAGACCAAUCUGAAUGCAGCAUGGUACGCAGGGAGGCUGCUUUUAUUCUACAAAAUCUCCUUGUGAUCCCAAUUCCUACUGAAGAUCUAAAAGACUGUGUUUGGCAAGGACCCUGUGUACAUGAUGAAGAAACUGGCCUCUUCCAGACUGGAAAACCUGCGCUUGAGGCUCUUUUGCAUCACUGUCAGUUUUAUGAACACUUGAAUCAGAUGGUGAAACACUGUUACCUAGGUUGUUACAUGUUUGAUUUGAAUUCUUCCAAGGAAGACAACCACAUCAUUGAAAAAAAUGGUUCAACUGAUUUUGAUGAUUCUCUUAAUCUUUGGAAGGUUCUAUCCAGUCAAAGCCCAUCUUCACAUUCUCAAUCAACAUCAGAAACUAUGAUUCUGUCUGCAUCACCAGCACCAGGGAGUGUUACUGAGCUUCAGGUUGCAGUUCCAACAAAUUCAACCAGUUUCAUUCCUGAAACUGCAGUUAAUAGGCUUAUGGCCCAAGGUCAAAGUGAUACUACCACAACAGCAUCUCCAAGUCAACAUGAUUCUCCUAUGUCUGCUGCAAUGUCUAAACAGUGUGCUGUAGUCACACCUGCACUUUUGUCAGCUGUUUGCAGCCUUCUGCACAAUCUACUGAUUGUUACACCAAAAGAUACUGGAAUUGCCCUUCAACGACAUUUGCUAACAGCUCUCAGCAGUCUUGUAAGUGCUAAUCUGGUUGAGAGAUGUAUCUUGGAACUGAAAGCUCCAUUGGGUAAUCCAUGUCAUACAGAACAUGUAAAAGCUCAGGUAUUAUUACUACUUCAAUACUUAUCAUCUGUGUCCAGGCUUCUGAAGUCAUGUUUACUGGUGGACUCUCAGCUUGUAAUUCAGGAUGAGCUGUUGAAACCUCUCUUAAGAAAUGCCUUCACAAUUCUCUCCAUUCGCUCUAAAGAUGGGCUAGAUACUGAGUUAAUAUCUGUACUUCAUGAAACCUGGAUAGAUUUCUUCAACCUUCUAACUACGUUAUUGUGGAACAGUAGCCAAAUAGCUUUUCCAUUUGUGGCAGCAGCUCUUGCAAGUCAUUGUACAACAAUAAUUGAUACAAUUUGUGACUGUAUUCAUCUGUCAACCAGUCAUCCAGCUUUAUAUACGGCUAGUUUACAGUUCCUCUCUGUCCUUUUGAAUGAAGAAGGAAGAAGACAACUGCAAGAUAAACAGAAUAUAUGUCAGGAUCCAACUAUUAGCUUUCUUUUAGAUCACGCUGAGGAAUGUCAGGCAUCAGUGACUCAACUUACUGAAUUAAUUAUUCAGGUUUGUGAAAAGAAAUCUUCAAAGGAUGUGCUGAAAGAAGUUGCUGCAAAUGCAUUGCUCUCUCUAUUAGCUGUCAGUAAAAAUGCCCAGAAAUAUGCAUUGGAAGUUGACCUGAUAGGUAACUGUGUAGAACAGAUGAAACAAAUUCACACGCAGCUGAAUUUGGAUUCUCUAAAGCCUGGGAAAGCACAGAAAAAAAAGGAGGAUAGCCUUAACAAGCGGUUAAGAUGUGCAAUGCAGCUUCUUAGAAACUGCCUCUUUCAAAAUGAAGAAUGCAAGAUAGCAGCACUCAAAGCUCAUCUUGUUCCUGUUCUGCAUUUGCUAUGGCCAUGGUUUUUAAUAGAUGAUUCCUCAAUGGAAAUAGCUCUGCAUUUGCUUUGUGUCUACACUGCGUACUAUCCUGCAGGUUGUGCUUCACUUUGUUGGACCAGUGGUGGACAAUCACUUGUGUCUGUACGAAGUGCAGCUGGCAGUUCAUUAAUGCAUAACAUCUUGAAAUUGGCUUCCCAAGUAUCCAGUGAUAACAGCCCAGUUCACCACGUGAUCUUUGAUCUUCUUUCUAACCUUGCUCUAUCUCAUGACUGUAAAGGUAUUAUUCAGAAAAGUAACUUCCUGCAGAACUUUUUGUCUCUUUCAUUACCAAAAGGAAGUCAUAAAAGUCCUAGCAAUGUAUAUACUCUUUGGCUAAAGCUGCUACUGAACAUAUCUUUUGGAGAAGACGGACAGCAAAUGAUUAUGAAGAUAAAUGGGUUUUUAGACCAGAUAGUGGAAAUGUGCAAAUGCAAGCACAAGAGCAGCCAAAAUAUAGCACUACUUAUUCUACAUAACAUAUGUUUUAGUCCAACAAAUAAGCCCAAGAUAUUAGCUAAUGAUAAAGCUAUUGCAGUGCUAGCUACCAGUUUGGAAAGUGAUAGUAGUGCAGUUCAGAGAAUUGGAGCAGCUUCACUUUGGGCUUUGCUUCACAACUAUCAGAAGGCAAAAGUGACUUUGAAGAAUCCAUCAGUAAGGAGAAAAAUAGAUGAAGCUUAUUCUUUAGUGAAAACUACUCCGCAGCCAGAAAGAAAUGAGCUAAAUGCCUACUACUUAAAAUGCUUAGAGAAUGUAGUGCAGCUUCUUGAUUGCUGAUGAUUAUCAGGUGAAUUCUCAUCUUGAAAUCAGACAGAUUGCUCAACGGGAGCCUGGAAUUCAAAGAAAGCACUUCUAAUUCACAGAUUUAUGGCAGCAGCGUGCAUGCUAUGGAAGAAAUUUAUGAAGUCUUUGAGAAAGGGAGUUGAUUGCUUUGAACCAAAGAAGUUGCAUUAAAUGUAGCUUAGACUUUUUGUACUCUGAUCCCAAUGGGAAAUUAUAAUGAUGCUGCUAUGUAAAGUAUGUAUGAAGAAGAAUGAAUGUACAGACAAAAAGGAUGUGAAAAGACGGUAAUUUUCUUAAAUUAUAUAUUGAAAUUGUUACUAUAAGUUAUUAGAAUUGCUGCUUUGCAUUGGUCUUAAUAAAGUUUUGCUUUGUUUUUUGUUUGUUUAAUUCAGUUAAAUGUUUGUCUGUAGUCUGUAAUUUGUAAUGUUGCAGAUGAGCACACUGGAAACAGAUUUAAGAACUUAAAAUAUUGAUAGUCAUGUUGUGUUGUACCUGUUAGAUAUAUAGCAGCAACCUAUGAUCCCUUCCAACACAACUCACUCUAUGACUUCAUGAAAUAGAUUAUGUGUGUGACUUGAUACUGCUCGGAUGACAUAACCAUGAUCCUUACAGUAACUGGAUUACGUCAUUACUAGAAAUGUAAUUUCAUUAUCAAAUAACCAUCCUUUCCCUGACAAAACAAAAAGCAAAGAGAGACCAUCAAAGCCUGAUUCUUUUCCAUUUCAUACCUUGUGUAUGGUUACUUGCAAAGUGGUUGUUAAAUGCUGCCGUUCUCAUUUCAUAGUAUUGCAGAACCCUAAGCUGCAAGGCUAGUGAGAAUGAGAAUGCUCAACAGUAGGUAGCUCUGCAAGUUAGUGUUUUCUGUCUAGGCUUAGUGGAUAGGUAUCACACUAGCAAGUGCUGAUUCUUCUUUGUUUCAGCAUAAUCAACCCUGAUGAUUUCUCUCAAUUCAAGUUGUAAGUCACAACAUAGAUUGUUUGCCACUUUGUUUCCUUUGUCAGAACACAAAAAUGAGAGCACUUAUUGCCAAAUUAGUUUUAAUGGAAGUAAGCAAUCAUUUAGCAAGAGCUCUUUCAAAGUGCAGUAAUACAUGUGGAUCUGACUAGAUGAAAUAGAGCUGUAUUUUUAAAGCUAAUUCAGCCUUAAAUUUUAUUUCAGUCUGAUUCAUAUUAAAAUGUUUUUAGUGAUCCAGAAUUCUUAAAGUCCAUAGCCUUGUAAAGAAAGCAGUAUAUUCUCAAGAAAUAGAAUUAUGCAAAGUUGCAGAGUGCAAAUUAAGAGAUAUUUGAAGUCUCAUGGCUCUAGUGGCAAACUAACAGCCUCACCACUGAUCUAUUUAAGUCUGUACAGACAUGGAUUUGUUUUGUAAAAUCUUUACAGGAUGCUAGAUAUCAGUUCAUUGUUUGUUUUUUUUUCUGAAUAUCCAUAAUCAUGGUUGAAUUAUAUCAUUGAAUUAGCAUACAAUACAUUAAGAACAUAAAACAGAUGCCAAUUUACUCUUAAGUGUUUCAAUGUUACUGUAGAAAUUUCUACUGAGCUGUAGAAAUUCUUGGAGAAAUGACUCAUGUUAAAAAAUCCAGAAAAAUUGCUAGUAUAUUUGUUGUUACAGAGCAGAGAUAUAAUUUCUAUUUUCUCUGUAUUUUGAGAUGUUUUACGGUAACGGGAGACAACUGUAGCAAUGGUAUAAGUAAAUACUUGUGGUUGGUAUUUAUUUAUCCUCAGGAAAAUGAAAACAUUUUAGCCUCUUGAGAGUAUAUACUUCAAAUCUCUGGACCUGCUCCAACAGCUCUAUGUCCUUCUGGUUUUGGGGACCCCAGAACUGGAUGCAGUACUCCAGGUGAGGUCUCACGAGAGAAGAGGCAGAAUCGCCUCCCUUGACCUGCUGGUCAUGCUUCUCUUAAUGCAACCCAGGAUGGCCGCCUGGGCUGCAAGUGCACAUUGCUGGCUCAUGUUGAAUCUUUCAUCAGCCAACACCCUCAAAUCCUCCUCAGGGCUGUAUCUGUGCUUGAGAUUGCCCCAACCCAGGUAAGGAACCUUGUACUUGGCCUUGUUGAACUUCAAGAAGUUGGCAUGGAUCUGCCUCUCAAGCCUGUCCAGGUCCCUCUGGAUGGCAUCCCUUUCCUCUGGAAGUCAACUGCACCCCACAGCUUGGUGUCAUCUGCAAACUUGCUGAGGAUGCACUCAAUCCCACUGUCCAUGUCACCUACAAAGAUGUUAAAUAACACCGGUCCCAGCACUGAUACCUGAGGAACGCCAUUCGUCACUAGUCUCCAGUUGGACAUCGAGCCACUCACUGCAACUCUCUGAGUGCAACCAUCCAGCCAAUUCCUUAUCCAGUGAGUGGUCCAUUCAUCAAAUCCAUUUUUCUCCAGUUUGGCAACCAAGAUGUCAUGAGAGACAGUGUCAAAUGCUUUCCACAAGUCCAGGUAGAUGAUGUCAGUUGCUCUUCCUUUAUCCACUGACACUGUAACUCUAUCAUAAAAAUGUCAAGUCUGUCAAACGUGACUUGCCCUUGGUGAAGCCAUAUUGGUUACCACCAAUCACCUCACCUGUAUUUUCUGUGCUCCUUAGUAAGGCCUUCAGGAGGAUCUGCUCCAUGAAUUACCUCACCUUGUUCAGUAACUCUGUAAUAAAUUAAUUGAAGACUCUUAA